Molecule: messenger RNA, 2655 nt
Organism: Metopolophium dirhodum (rose-grain aphid)
Lineage: Eukaryota; Metazoa; Arthropoda; Insecta; Hemiptera; Aphididae
Molecular function (GO): acyltransferase activity, transferring groups other than amino-acyl groups
Source: RefSeq, a predicted model, not a curated record
AUGGAUAUGUCAACCGCGAUCGUCGUAGGACUGCUCGCGCUAUUGCAGUUGGUCGACGCGCAAGUUGAACAAAUUCUUGCAGUGGCUGCCGCUGAUGGUCUACCGAGACCGUGGAUAUCCGAGCUGUUUCACCAGGAACUGGCCAAUUUCACCGUUCGACACGUCGGAAGCUCCACUUGCCGGCUCCAAUCCGACAUGUAUGACAGACAUUUGCGGAACCACACCAGUUGGGCGGUCAGAAUGGCGGAAUCCUGGGACCGAUAUCCGAACGGCAUACAAGUGGGCAACCAAUAUCACAUGGGAGUUUACGACGAAUGUGUGGAUGUACGUCAUCCGGUGAUAAGACAGUAUUGCUUGUCUCAAAUAAAACUAAUCCCACCGACGGGCACAGAUUACAGUUUCAACAGAACGGAAGAUCUAGAUGAUUUCGGCAACAAAGAUGCGUGGAAAACAGUACUCGGAGUAUGUGUGAUCAAAUAUCUAGAAAACAUAAGAGUUUUCAUAUCAUUAAAUAAAACGUAUAGAUUGAGGUACAUGCGAGUCACGCCUUUCUUCUUCGGUUUAGCCACGAGCUUCGUCGUGGAAAAGUUGAAGGAAAAUAAAUUUAAAUUUUCACAAAUGACAGUUUACAUUGGAACAUUCGUUGUUUUCCUGAUUGGCGUCUGUGUUCAGCUUUAUGGUGCCAAAUUCUACACUCGACAAUUACCUUAUUAUCCGUUGAACAUGCUUUAUACUCGAUCGCUAACCAUUGUACAUGGACACUUCCAAGCAUGUGGAUUGUCAUUUGCUUGUUUUACAGAGAGUUUUGUUGCCCAUUAUCCUUGUUGGUUUUGUAAAUUGUCUAAAACUGAAUGUCAUAGUCAAAUUGAUCAAUUAGAUGAUAAACUUCGAAACAUUGACACAUAUAAUUCUGAUAUAGAAAUUAAUAAUGUGAGUUUAACUAGAAUAGAACAAGCAUGUGUAUUAAAUGAAAUUAAUUCUUUCCACAUAACCGAAAAUUAUGCAGUAGAUAUUAUGUACGAUUUACUUGAAGGGGUAUGCAAAUACGAUAUUGGACUUCUGUUAAAUCAAAUGAUUUUUAGCUUUAAGUAUUUUACUUUAAAAACUUUAAAUGAUAGAAUUGAGUCAUUUAACUGUGGUACAAUAGACAUACGAAGUAGGCCGUCUCUUAUUUCUGUUGAUACCUUAAAACCCACCGGUACUUUAAAAAUGUCUGCUAGUGAAAUGUAUUGUUUUGUAAGGUAUUUAAGUCUGAUAGUUGGUGAUUUAGUACCAGAAGAUUUGAAAAUGUGUAAAACUAUUAAGUUUAAAGAUAUUAAUUUAUUAAAAGUUUUAAUAUCUGAACAUCAUGAUCUUUAUAUGCAAGUAUUUAACACCCAUUUAAAGCCAAAACAUCACCAUAUGAUACACUAUCCAAUGAUUAUACAAAAAAGUGGCCCGUUAUCUAUGAUGUGGUCUAUGAGAUUUGAGGCUAAACAUAAACAAUUUAAAGAUGCCGCAAACUCAACUUCGUCUAGGAAAAAUGUAUACCUCAACGGACCAGCUAUGCUGUUGACUGGUUUGAACGCCGUCGAUCCAUUCUUCUUCAUGAGCGGUUUCGUCUUAUACAUUAACCUUUCUCGAGAAUUUCGUAAACAAAAGGACGAAUCGGUUUGGAAGACACUCUUGUUGCCAAUUAUACAGCGAAUAAUCAGAAUGUUACCGACUUGUUACGCGAUGAUGGCCAUCACGGCGCAUAUUAUACCCCACCUCGGAGACGGUCCACUGUGGCCACAUAAGUCGUGGGAAGAAGCAGAGAUAUGCAAGAACUAUUGGUGGACCAACCUGUUGUUCAUAAGCAAUUUCGUUGACGUCAAGCAUCAGUGCCUCAUAAUGAGCUGGUACUUAUCGUGUGAUAUCCAGUUUGUCGUAAUCGGAGCUAUUGUCGUUUACGUUUACACGAAAAACCCAAAAUAUGGAAUCGCAUUGCUUGGCACAAUAAUUGGUUUGUCGAUAUCCGUACCGUUCAUAAUCACUCUUUUGACGGGAAGAGAUGGAAUGGAUAAAUUUCCUAUACCAUACAUAUUGUACAUGAGAAAUAUUUUAUCGUUAAAUGAGUCGUACCGACCAAGUUACAUGCGGGCCACGCCAUUCUUUGGACCCUUUGCCAUGAGCUUUGUACUGGAAAAACUAAAGGAAAAAAAAGUGAAAUUUUCACAAACGUUGGUUCACGGCGGAACAUUUGCCAUUUGCACGUUUACUUUAUGGGUUCAGUCUUACGGCACUGUAUUCUAUGAGAGAAAUAGACCUUAUUAUCCAUUUGAACAUGCCUUGUACUCAACUAUCUAUCAGUGUACGUGGGCGGUAGCGGGUAUAUGGAUUACCAUAAGUUAUUUCACGUCUGGCUACGGUCUACUUAAAAAUUUGAUUCUCAAUAAAUUUGUUAUGAUUAUGGGGAAACUCUCAUACUCCAUUUUGUUGGUGAACAUGACUGUUAUGCUAACAUCUCAGAGUUCACAGAGGUUACCAGUUCAUCUGUCGUCAAGAUAUGUGGUAGGUGGAGACACUAAUAUUAAGAAUAGUAUACGGAAAAGUAAAAGCUCGUUGAUCAAGAAUGGAACACCGAUCGAAAAACCAGCUACCUGCUGCAGCAGUAAAACUGUUAAAAAAGAUUAG